Messenger RNA from Hyposmocoma kahamanoa, 2024 nucleotides. It is a transcript of the gene Idh3g, whose product is annotated as isocitrate dehydrogenase [NAD] subunit gamma, mitochondrial-like. Gene Ontology annotation, cellular component: mitochondrion. The transcript has 8 exons. Gene Ontology annotation, biological process: isocitrate metabolic process; tricarboxylic acid cycle. The record is from RefSeq and is a predicted model, not a curated record. The coding region runs from base 91 to 1257 and encodes 388 amino acids. Lineage: Eukaryota; Metazoa; Arthropoda; Insecta; Lepidoptera; Cosmopterigidae.
UGUCAAAUUUCAUCUUCCCCUUCCUGUGAUUAUCCAACAUUGUCAGAUAAUUUUUCUCGAAUUAAAAGGGGUUUUUAAAAGAAAUUCAUAAUGGCUGUAAGGUUGUUAGGUAAAUUGAAGGUGCUGCCUGAUAUGUGCGGCGUGACGUACGCCAGUUCGGCGGCAGCGACCGCUACUAUAUCAGAUUUCGAUAUGCAGCAUAAAACUCCAGUUAUAAGGAAACAGAAAUUGAUUCCGAUGGCCAAGUACGGUGGAAGACACGCAGUAUCUAUGCUCCCUGGUGGUGGUAUCGGCCCAGAGUGCAUGGGAUACGUAAGACAAAUUUUUAAAUACAUUGGUGCACCAGUGGACUUUGAGGUGGUGGACAUUGACCCUACUGUAGACAAUGACGAUGAUGUUCAAUACGCAAUCACUACCAUUAAACGAAACGGUGUUGGCCUUAAGGGUAACAUUGAAACCAAAUCAGAAGCAUCCUAUGUUACAUCUCGAAAUGUGGCUCUACGUAACGAAUUGGAUAUGUACGCUUAUGUCCUACACUGCAAAUCCUACCCUGGUAUUGUAUCGAGGCAUAAGGACAUCGAUAUCGUUGUUAUUAGACAAAACACAGAAGGUGAAUAUGCUAUGUUGGAACACGAGUCCGUACACGGCGUCAUCGAGAGCAUGAAAGUAGUCACCGCGAGUAACUCCGAGCGAGUGGCCAGGUUCGCCUUUGAGUUUGCCAAAAGAAACGGCAGGAAGAAGGUGACAACAGUGCACAAGGCGAACAUUAUGAAGGUUUCGGACGGUCUGUUUCUCGAAACGUCACGCAAGAUGGCGAAGGAGUAUCCUGACAUCGAACACAACGAUAUGAUCAUUGACAACUGCUGCAUGCAGCUUGUGGCCAAGCCUCACCAAUUUGACGUGAUGCUGAUGACAAAUCUUUACGGGUCGAUCGUUUCCAACGUCGUCUGCGGUGUUUUGGGCGGAGCCGGGUUGCUCUCAGGCAGGAACUACGGGGACCACUAUGCGGUCUUCGAACCCGGCACUAGAAAUACUGGCACUGCGAUCGCGGGCAAGAACAUCGCGAACCCGAUCGCGAUGAUCAACGCAUCAGUCAGCAUGCUGGAGCAUCUCGGUCACCACUUCCACGCCGACCUCAUCCGGCGCGCCGUUAACAAAACCAUCAACGUGGACAAGAUCCAUACACCAGAUAUUGGGGGCACAGCUUCUUCAACCGAUGUGGUUGAUGCUAUCAUAGGUAACAUAGGAUACACGUAAAUAGAAAUACACAAUACGUAUUACAAUUUAAAAGCUGUCAAGUUCGAUUUGAACUCUCGUCAAAAAUGACUAGUUUCUUUGGUCAUCCAGAACUUUGGUGUCAAAAGCGAACGUUGAUAUUAAUAUGUCAGGGUUCAAUACAAACUUGUCGCUUUUCGAAUACAGUAGCUGUUUUUUUUUAAAUUAUUUUACUAACAGUCAAAUAUAGUAUUGUACGCGUAGAAAAACCAAAAUCAUAGAAUUUGUAAGUAUUUAUUAUAUUUUAUUUUAUAUUUUAGAUCUGUCAUUUUACGAGUUUUCAUUAUCAUUUUACCAAACACCCUAUAUUGUGUCUUUAAACUUCACACAGCUGAGUACAGUUGUAACGAGAGACGUGAAAACCCCUUGUAUCACAGUAUUGUAUUAUUUAAUAUGUAUUGCACUGCUGUAUUCAGAUGCUCAGAGACGGGCAAGUGCCCGGGUUUUAACCCGGUGCUUUUGUUAACGCCAUGUUUUAAUCGGGUUAAAACUCAUUAACGCCCGAAAUCAUGGGCAAAAACUAAUUUUAACUGAAUAUUUGUAAAUCAAGUAUUAUUCAAAGGUUAUGAUAUUAUUACAGUAUAUAUAUUUAUAAUACUUUUCACGUCGUAUACGGUGAUACGCGUCACGCCUGUCCCUAACAGUUGCGGUGUCACUCAGAGCUUUAAAUCACAAAGAACUGAGGGGCACUGCCACUGCGCCCGACACCCUGAAACAUAAGUUGACAAGUCCCAUGUGCCUGUAAUUUC